AAUUUGUAAGGUUAUAAACGGAAACGAAGCGCACUGAGGGAGACAGAAUAAAAGCAGGGCUUGAUCUCAUCCCUGGAAUCUAUCUGUCCAAUUAUAAAUGUUAUCAAAACUCGUUCAAUUUUUUGAAACAAUAAGAGAAAAUGAGGAUCUCGUGUUUUUCUUCUUAUUGAUAAUAUAAUAUUAGCUGUUCUCUGUUUGGGACUCUGCUAAAUUCCUGCAAAGCCUCAGACACGGGAAAAGUGGCCGCUCCCAAAUCUUCUCAAUCUAAUAAGGCGGCUACAAAUUCAAUUACCUCUCUCUCUCUCUCUCUCUAAUGUCUGUUUCCUUCUCCAUUGCCUCCUUGCCCCUCUUCUCUCACCGGUACUUCCUUUUCAGUUACCAAUUUUGAUGGAAACCCUGAUCUUUUAUCUUAUCACUUCAUUAUUGUUGUUGUUUUUGGUUUAUGAUAUUUGUGAAUUAUGUGAUGUUUCAGGUUAUAGUUGGAAAGGGGGUGUUAGUGGCAAUGGGGGAGGAACCUAGCCAGCUGAAGCGGGCUUUGAUUGAUUCCUCUGCUGGUGCUAUUUCCGGCGCUAUAUCAAGGACAGUUACGUCACCCCUCGACGUUAUUAAGAUUAGGUUUCAGGUUCAACUAGAGCCCACGUCUUCAUGGACUUUACUACGCAAGGACUUGUCUACACCCUCAAAAUAUACAGGCAUGCUUCAAGCAAGCAAAGAUAUAUUGAGAGAAGAAGGAAUACAGGGCUUUUGGCGGGGUAAUGUGCCAGCGUUGCUCAUGGUUAUGCCAUAUACAGCUAUACAAUUUACUGUUUUACACAAGUUGAAGUCUUUUGCCUCUGGUUCUUCCAAGACAGAGAAUCACAUUAAUUUGAGCCCAUAUCUAUCCUAUAUGAGUGGGGCAUUGGCUGGGUGUGCAGCUACUGUAGGGUCAUAUCCCUUUGAUCUUCUCCGAACCAUAUUAGCUUCUCAGGGUGAACCGAAGAUUUAUCCAAACAUGAGGACAGCAUUAGUUGAUAUUCUCCAAGCUCGUGGCUUCCAAGGCUUGUAUGCUGGAUUGUCACCAACACUAGUUGAGAUCAUACCAUAUGCAGGCUUACAAUUUGGCACCUAUGAUACUUUUAAACGUUGGACCAUGGUGUGGAACCAACGUAAAUAUUCAAAUACUACUGCAGAAGUUAGUCCCUCUAGUUUUCAGCUUUUCCUGUGUGGGUUGGCAGCAGGAACAUGUGCCAAGCUCGUUUGUCAUCCUCUUGAUGUCGUCAAGAAAAGAUUUCAGAUUGAAGGUCUACAAAGACAUCCAAGAUAUGGAGCUCGGGUUGAACAUCGUGCAUACAGCAAUAUGUUUGACGCCAUGAAACGAAUAUUACAAAUGGAGGGUUGGGCUGGUCUAUAUAAGGGUAUAAUCCCAUCAACUGUAAAAGCUGCACCAGCUGGCGCUGCAACUUUUGUUGCAUAUGAAUUGACAUCAGAGUGGCUGGAAUCUAUUUUGACUUGAUUUUUUUCACUUCAUAGAAGGGAAGUGAUGGAGAGAUUUACAUUUUUUUAUUUUAUUAUUUUUUACUUAAUUCCCUAAGGAUAGGAAACACGAGGUAUAUGAUGAUUUAUUUCAAUGAUAGCAGUAGUGGAUAAGAUAAUCCUCUUUUAAGAUGGACUAUAAGAUAAAAGCUAAUUCUAGCAUAGUAACAUCUAUUUUACUUUUAUUGAAUGGUGAACAUCAGCAGUUGGAGGGGGUUAUUCUUGUUAACGUGAUUUUAAAUUCCAAAUUUAUCCUAAAUGGUCAAAAAACCUUUUUUUUGUU
Molecule: messenger RNA, 1795 nt
Organism: Abrus precatorius (Indian licorice)
Lineage: Eukaryota; Viridiplantae; Streptophyta; Magnoliopsida; Fabales; Fabaceae
Product: mitochondrial thiamine diphosphate carrier 2-like
Exons: 7
Coding region: 443-1492 (349 amino acids)
Biological process (GO): thiamine pyrophosphate transmembrane transport
Cellular component (GO): mitochondrial inner membrane
Molecular function (GO): thiamine transmembrane transporter activity
Source: RefSeq, a predicted model, not a curated record